This is a messenger RNA of Penicillium lagena, 1038 nucleotides long. RefSeq lists its product as uncharacterized. Bases 1 to 1038 code for a protein of 345 amino acids. The record is from RefSeq and is a predicted model, not a curated record. Lineage: Eukaryota; Fungi; Ascomycota; Eurotiomycetes; Eurotiales; Aspergillaceae. The transcript has a single exon.
AUGAAUUCUCUUCGUCCAGACCCCAGGGGUGUCUGGAAACCCAAGCCUCUCUCAGCCCUCCGUCGUCCUUCUUCGCUCCUGGAAUCCGCCAACCCCACUACUCCACCCGAUCGAACUACCCCACAAUCCAACGAAAAACCCCUCCACCAGAUACCGAUCACGUACUCUACCAUCGCUGCUAGAGCUCUCUCGUUCCAUAACCAAGUGCUUACCGGCGUCAGCCCUGUCCAACUGGACCAGAAUGGCUUGUAUUGCAAGCCUCUCCCAGGCUUUGAGGGAACAGCGUGCUGUUUCGCCUGCGGAUCGACCAGGCCUUUGGCCACACUCCAGAGAAAUCCUAUCGAGGAGAUGCAGCAAAUUUACUUGGCCGACUGUAUAUGGCAGAUCAUCUGUCGUGACUUGAAGCCCUUCUUGGGAACGCCCGACAAUGUCACACACUCAAGCCCCCCAUCUCUAUCACCCUCGCGGGCGCUUCCCAGAACAGCGCUAGCAUCCAUUCUACCAGAGGAACCUUCAACUACGAACGUCGAGUCACCCGCCGAACAGCCGUCUACGAUACUAAAACCACGACCGCAACAACCGCAGCCGACCUGCUCUUCUGAGUCUUCUCAGUCUCCCCAACCUCCUCAACCUCCCCAAUUUCCUCCACCUCUCUAUUCAACAUCCACUGCUACCUCCACAAAAAACCAGCGACCUACCUAUGCCUCGGUUCUUCAACGUCCCACACCUUCUCUACCGCGACCAAUCCCCAGAACCUAUCACACCGCACCUUCUCCCAACCGCACACUAACAAUCGAAGAUCUCUAUCGUCGUUUCCACAAUAAGCCAUCGCCCUUCAAACUCGACAAGAAAUCCAGUAAACGCUCGGCCAACCGAGCUCGCAACAAAGCCGCGUCUGCCGCAAUGUCCCUAACCAAGGUUUUAAUCUCAGCAUUACCAGCAUUCUCGCAACUUCUAGGGGAGAUGCAGUCAACCGCGGACAACUGUUGGCCGCCUUAUCUGGGAACUCAUUAUAGCCGCGCCAUUAGGGCAGCCUAA